Molecule: messenger RNA, 6158 nt
Organism: Poecilia reticulata (guppy)
Lineage: Eukaryota; Metazoa; Chordata; Actinopteri; Cyprinodontiformes; Poeciliidae
Gene: wnk4a
Product: WNK lysine deficient protein kinase 4a
Biological process (GO): protein phosphorylation
Molecular function (GO): protein serine/threonine kinase activity; ATP binding
Source: RefSeq, a predicted model, not a curated record
CGUCCUUUCACAGGAGGUUAUAUCUUCUGGUCUUUGGAAAGACAAGAGGUUGAUAAAGACAGAAAGAAAAUGGAGAACUAAUGGAGACUUUAACUAUGCGUUAAAUUUACGCGUCGCUUUUAUGGGAGACGUCUUUACACACACGAGCUCUAAAUCUGGAAGGUGUUGAAGCGGCCGCGAUGUCUCACGCACAGGUUGAGAUCCCAGGACGCGGCUUUCCAGGCCUCUCCGUGGACAUGACGGACGACUGCUUGUCCCGCAACGUGCUCAGGACGCACGGCUUGAACGCGCGGAGGAACUCCUAUUGCCUGCAGAAAAUCACCAUGGACAUUGAUUCUCCCCUAUACAGCAGCGCCCUCUCCAAAGCUCUGUCCUGGUCGGCUGAGAAUAUCCUGUCGCUCGCAGAGUCCAGAGUGGAGGAGGAAAAGGCGGACGAGUCCCCGCAGCAGCUGUCUCCCGUCUCCAGCCAGGACGCCGGCACCGACGCGCCCUCAGGCAGCCGGGAGCCCGACGAGAUGGGAGGAAACUGGCCCUCGGAGCGCAGAUCCAAAGCUCACGAUGCCAGCUCGGACUCCGACAACGAGCUUCAGAACAGACAAAACAAGGUCCUGUCCCGCAUCACCUUUGACACCCAGUGGGAGCAGGAGGAGAAGGAGGACGUGGAGACCAAAGCGGUGGCAACCUCACCCGAUGGAAGAUAUCUCAAGUUCAACAUAGAGAUCGGAAGGGGUUCCUUCAAGACUGUGUAUAAAGGUUUGGACACGGAAACAACAGUGGAGGUGGCAUGGUGUGAGCUACAGACACGUAAGCUGACCAAAGCGGAGCGACAGCGUUUCAGCGAGGAAGUGGAGAUGCUCAAAGGCCUGCAGCACCCAAACAUCGUACGUUUCCACGACUCCUGGAAGUCAACGGUGAAGGGCCACAAGUGCAUCAUCCUCGUGACUGAACUCAUGACCUCGGGCACGCUCAAGACGUAUCUGAAGAGGUUCAAGGAGAUGAAGCUGAAGCUGCUGCAACGCUGGAGUCGGCAGAUCCUCAAGGGGCUUCACUUCCUGCACACACGCACUCCCCCCAUCAUCCACCGGGACCUCAAGUGUGACAACAUCUUCAUCACCGGCCCCACUGGCUCUGUUAAGAUCGGAGAUCUGGGGCUGGCCACUCUCAAAAGUGCCUCAUUUGCUAAAAGUGUCAUUGGAACUCCGGAGUUCAUGGCCCCAGAGAUGUACGAGGAAAAGUACGACGAAGCAGUGGACGUCUACGCCUUGGGAAUGUGCAUCCUGGAGAUGGCCACGUCCGAGUACCCGUACUACGAGUGCCAAAAUGCUGCACAGAUCUACCGCAAAGUCACCAGUGGCAUCAAACCUGACAGUUUCUACAAAGUCAUAGUCCCAGAACUCAAGGAGAUUAUCGAGGGCUGCAUUCGCAUGAUCAAAGAUGAAAGGUAUACCAUUCAGGACCUUCUGGAGCACCCCUUCUUCCAGGAGAACAACGGCGUUCACGUAGAGCUGGCGGAGGAGGACGACACGGUGAAGCCUGGCCUGAAGCUGUGGCUGCGCAUCGACGAUACCAAGAAGCUUCACGGGAAGUACAAGGACAACAACGCCAUCGAGUUCCUCUUCGAGCUCUACAAGGACGUGCCCGAGGAGGUGGCUCAGGAAAUGGUCGUGCUCGGCUUUGUGUGCGAGGCAGACUUUAAGAUCGUAGCCAAGGCCAUACGGGACCGAGUGACGACCAUCAAGAGGCAGAGGGAGAAGCUGAGGCGGCAGGCGGAGGAGCGCAAAAAAAAGGAGGCACAGGAAGUAAUAGAGGAAGAACCAGAGUCUCAGCCACCUUCACCUAAGGUCACUGAUGUUGUUGCAGCAGAGUCCCCCACCCCGGCCCUGUCGCCUUUGGCCGCUGCUUCCUCCCCCAUCACCAGCUCUGCAGACUCUGGUGUCAGCUCCAGCUACCCCGCAGAGCCAGAGGAGCCCGAGGCAGACCAGCACUUCCGUGUCCGCAGCAACAGCCUGUCUUCUGCUAACUCUGACUGUGAAACGGACGGCGACCUGAGUUCCUCUGGCCUUCAGGAUCCACUGGAGGCCGGCGGCUUCAACGGGCCUGCGACCCCUCCGACCCCCUCAACCCCUCUGACCACGCGCGCCAACACCCCCGCUGUAAACGGCCUCGCCAUUCCAGCACUUCGCUUCCCCUCGAGCAUUGCAGUCUGCAGCAACACAGAACAUGGCAGCUCAGGUCCUCCGAGUGGGUUCAACUCUCCUGUGGACAGCUACGCUUCCGAUGUAACGUCAGGCUUGAGCGACGGCUACGAAGGCCUGCCUGAGAAGAGCGAGAAAACGGCUGCGAGGCGAACGGCCGCGAAGCUGUUCAGGCGGAGGGCGCGCUCGCGGCUUCGCAUCACAGGGCUUUCUGAUAAAGUGGACCGGGUUGUCGAAUGUCAGCUUCAGACACACAAUGACAAGAUGGUGACCUUUAAGUUUGAUCUGGACGGAGAUAACCCAGAAGACAUCGCCGCUGUCAUGAUUCGAAGUGAAUUCAUCCUUCCGUCUGAGAAGGAGGGCUUUAUCCACCGAAUGGGAGACAUCAUCAAACGGGCCGAGGCUCUGAUGUCCAAAGACCCGUCGGUUCACAACAGCGGACAUCGCCUCGCCCAGCUGGCUUCCAGUGGCGUGGCUAACUCAUUGUCUUCUUCACAGCCUAAUCUGCACAGUCACUUUAUGCCUCGAACACACUCAUCUUCUUCUCUCCCAGACUACAGUAUGGCUAACCCCAGUGUAGGAGCGCGUGGCUCCCCCCCUUGUCCUAAUGGCGAUGUCCUGAGUUCAGAUAUUACUUCACCUGGGCGACCUCUUGUACGCUCACAGUCUUUCCACAACACCCCAGGAUCUCCUCUUUACUAUCAUCAGCACCAACGACCUUCAUCUCUCCUGUCCCACCAGCAGCACUACCAUUUACCCUACAUGGGCCAAACUCAUUUUCCCUUCCCAUAUCCGGGAUCUCCAGGUUCUCCGAAGCCAGCAGGGCUGCAUCCUCCCCUUACUCGGGUAGCCAGUAACCCUACCUUUCCCUCUGUUCCCUCGCCAACACCCAGCUCACCCAGUCCAGUGAACGAGACCCCGAGUCCCACAGUGGAAAGUGUCACCAUGUCCCCACCCACACCACAGCCUCCCAACAUGUGGCCCUCCCACUCUCAGCCGUUAUUCUCUUUAGCUAACGUCAUCUCCAUGGCCAUGAGCAUGGCUCAGUCAUUCAUCCCCCCUCCAAACCUGCCCACCCAGGUGAUGCCCUCGUAUCCGGGCUUCCACCCCCACCUGCAAAGUCCCAUCGCUCCUCCGUCAGGUUACCCAUCCGUCUACCCGCACCAUUACCAGACUCUACCGCCAGUGGGCGUCCCAGCUCAGAACGUCUAUCACAUUCCGGAGCAGGCGCCUCAGAUGGACGGACUCGGGUUUUACCAGAACAAUCAUCCACAGUGGCAGCAUCCUGUGACUCCACCUUCCAUGCCGUCCACUCCUCCGCUGGCCACCCUGGAGCCCCAGCAGCAUGUCCGACUAACCAGUUCACCCAUUCCACACAAGGAGGAUAGCAAUAUGGCACCAUACUUGGCCCAGAUUUCACCCCAGCUUCAAACUGGAACAGAAGUAUCCAUGUCAAAUUCUUCAUCAGAGGCUUCCCCAUCACCACCAGUGAGCCCAGAGAAUACUGUCUCCUCCUUCAGCAAUCAACUGCAUCCUGUUGGAUCUGCAGCCAGGACCAUCAGCCCAGAACUGAAAACUUCUUCCACUGAAUGUGAAGUGAAGUCAGCACCUGUGACGGUUGGAAGAUUCCAGGUGACGCCCAGUGUUGACAUUUUGGACCCCCCUGUCCCAGUGGUCGCUGCACCGCAGCCAGCCAACAACAACAAAAACACCCAGUCAGAGAGCAGCACAGAGCAGGUGGGGGGUUCUGAAACCAGCCUCAACACUUCUCUCACCAUGUCCCCUCCUCAGCCUCAUCUCCACAGAGGCCUCACGGGGAUCCCCCAGAAGGUGGACAGGCCGGCGGGGUGGGCCGUGAGCCAGCCGCAACAUCAGCACCAUAACGGAGACGAUGAAGAAGAUGAGGAGGAAGAGGGCGGGAUCUUAGGGGAGCGAUCGAGGGUGAGGAAGAGGGGUCGGAGGAGGACUUGCAGCCUCAGUCUGAUGGGGACCUCUGCGGACAGCGGCCUCUCUGUGACGGCCGCCGAGAUGGAGGGGAGGCUGUGGGACGGAGCAGCGGGGAGCCCCCAGUACAGCAACGCCCUUCACAACCUGUGGUUGACGACUUAUAACCGCAGCGCCCCCUAUCUGAGCAGCGACGACUCGGACAGCGAGGACGAGGAGAUGAUGGAGGAACUUCAGGAACUCAGAGAAAAACACCUAUCAGAGGUUCAGGCCUUGGAAGCCGAACAGAAGAGAGAGAUCGAGGAACUGUAUGCGAGGAUGGGGAAGGUUCCUCCGCCGGGCAUCGUCUCUCCUGCAGCCAUGCUGUGCAGCCGGCAGCGCCGCCUUUCCAAAGGGAAUGGCUUUCCCUCAUCGCGCAGGAACAGUCUGCAGCGUGUGGACAUCCUGCCUCUCCAAGGCAUCAUCAGGAGAAACUCUCUCGGAGGCAGCAGCAGCGGCUCGCAGGACAAACCCGGUAAAGGCGUCACUUUUGCCACCAACAUCAGUAGAAUGUAAGAGCCUGGGCCAAGAACUCUAAAUAUCCGGACUACCUCAUCUGAAGUGUGACCGCAAGAGGUCAAAAUCCUUUAACCCUUUCACUGGUGCACCAUCCAAACAAUCUGCGCCUCUCUGUCAGUGAUCAUGUGGCUCCGCCGGCUGCUCAUUUACCUCACUUGUACAGAAGCCGUUACUGACGAGGCUGGAGACGAUACGGGACAAUCCAGUUCUCAAGAGUGUUGACCAGCCCAGCAUGUGAAGGAGUCACCCAGAGGAGAUGCUCUGUGGACUCCAAGCAGCACAGCUAAUAGAAACAAUGUGAACCUCCAGAGGUCCUGAUGUGUGCCGUCGCGUUCACUCCUACAGUACAAAUGUAAAUCUGCCAUAGUUCUCUGCUGAUUAUUCUCCCUGAUAAUGCAACGACGCAGUCAAGCGAUGGUGCCGUGUGCUGCAGAAGGCGUCUACCAUGAAGCUGACCCAGAAUGAAAUUGAUGUUUUCCUGCUUGUCUGACUUGAUGCUGUUCAUAAUAACAGUACCAGGAGCCACUGUGAGGCUGACACACUUGCUGUACUUUAUAAUGAACUCGCAUCCUCUGCUGAAUGAACAGUGAAUAUAUUCUCAUUCAGAAGAGCGGCAGUUACUUCCUUCCUUGAACUAAUGCGAAGAAUCUACCUGCAUCAUGUUCUGAUUUAUUCAAAUUCGUACCGUUAAGACAACUAAUUUAAUGUCUGCAUUCUGGUGGGACGAGAUGGGACGAAAAUGUGACAUUUUAAUGUUUCUGUUGUGCAAGAUUUUUUCUCACUACAGUACUAUCAAGUGAGAAAGUUGAUGCAGAAAGCCCAUUAUGUUAGGAAUUCUCUAGCUGGGUUAAAUUGUUUCAAAACUACUGGCUUUCCUGUUGACUGUGCAUUUAUAGCUGAGUGCAUUUAAUAUAGCUCAUGUUUACAGUUUCAAAAGUAAACUAAAAUAUUUCUGGUACCAUGAAUCCUUCUGGAGCAAAAAGAAACAUGCAGGUGCAUGAAUGUAAAUUAAAAAUGUAACUGAACUCAGUUUAUUUUAAUAAUUCAGUUCUAAAAAGCUCAACUCCUUUAAGGUAGACUCAAUACACACAGAGUGAAUGUAGCUAAUGAAACCCCAAAAUUCAGGUUUUCUGAAAAAAUUUAAUAGAAAAAAGACUUAAAAAUGUGAAAAUUGAAAUCUCAGUUUGCUAAGGUUUAUAUGUGCAAAGCUUUGUUGAGCUCCUUUUGCAUGAAUUACUGAAUCGCCAUUGCUUCACAUUUGUUCCUGCCACAAAUGUUUUGUUCUGCAUAAAUAUGUUUGGAUACAGCAGUUAUGACCAGCAGCUUUAUUAGCUAUUGAUCAUUUGUGGCUUACCUACAUUGUAAUGGGCAUCUCCGACUGUCUGCAGGAAAACGGUCAAAUUGUCGUUUUAUGCUUCAUUAUGCAAUUCAUAGCAAAAUCUUCCAAAAAAAAAAAAAAAA